Cydia strobilella is the source of this 420-nucleotide messenger RNA. RefSeq lists its product as uncharacterized. NCBI's taxonomy places the organism in Eukaryota, Metazoa, Arthropoda, Insecta, Lepidoptera, Tortricidae. Bases 1 to 420 code for a protein of 139 amino acids. The transcript has a single exon. The record is from RefSeq and is a predicted model, not a curated record.
AUGGAUAUCGAGAGGGAACGCAGAGCGCUGGCGGUGCGCUGCAAUAUGCUGGCUCGUAGGUUUGCACGAUGUACUGAAGAGGUGAAGGCUACGCUUUUUAAAGCAUAUUGCCAGUCCUUCUACACGUGCAGCCUAUGGAUCAGUUAUACGCAGCGGGCAUACAGCGCUCUGCGGGUACAGUACAACAACGCGUACAGGGUGGUAUUCGGGCUGCCGCGACACUGUAGCGCAUCGGGUAUGUUCACGGAGGGACGGAUCGAUGGUUUCCACGCGAUCAUCAGGAAGCGGUGUAGCUCGCUGUUGAGGCGAUGGCGCGCCAGCUCGAAUGCCAUCCUCUGCACGUUGGCCGACCGGUGGGACUCACCGUGGCUGAAGCACUGGGUGCAGCUACAUGCCCCAUUAUGUGAAAUUUUGUUUUAA